Messenger RNA from Mercenaria mercenaria, 2531 nucleotides. Its product is annotated as heterogeneous nuclear ribonucleoprotein M-like. The transcript is spliced from 12 exons. Lineage: Eukaryota; Metazoa; Mollusca; Bivalvia; Venerida; Veneridae. Bases 138 to 1760 code for a protein of 540 amino acids. The record is from RefSeq and is a predicted model, not a curated record. Gene Ontology annotation, cellular component: cytoplasm; nucleus. Gene Ontology annotation, molecular function: mRNA binding.
UGCGAUGUUGCUAAAGUUCUGAGUAGACAAAUACUUUGCGGGAAAAAGACUUUAUGCAGUUUACGCAUUUCGUUGUUUGCUCUUCAUUGGAUUGAUUGAAAGUCACGUGAUCUAGUUUCUUGCGCGUGGGAUAGAAAAUGGAAGACAGGUCAAGAUCACGAUCCCCAGUUAGUGACAGAGACAGAAAACGUAGCCGUUCCCGCUCUCCAAGACGUCCCCGGAACAUGACAACAAAAAGAUGUAUCAUCAGUAAUAUACCCUAUGAUCUCAAAUGGCAGGAAAUUAAAGAUAUCUUCAGGAAUGAAGUUGGAGACGUUGUAUAUGUGGAGCUUUUCAACAAUCCAGAUGGAAAGCCGAAAGGAACAGGGGUGAUAGAAUUCCGAGAUUUUGAAACAGCAGCCCUGGCUAUUGAUAAGAUGCACAGAUAUGAAAUAAAAGACAGAAAACUUGUAGUUAGAGAGGAAAGAGAACGUGAGCGUAGACAAAAUGAGAUGCUCUCAAAUAGAGGUGGUGGUGGUGGCCAAGGGGGAGGAGGAGGACAAGGUGUAAUGGGACCAGCUCCCAGGAACCUCGGUAUGGGAGGUGGAGGCAUGGGUAACAUGGGUGGAGGUGGUAUGGGUGGUGGAGGUAUGAAUACAGGUAUCAGUCCACAGAUUCUUCAGCAGCUUGGUAUUGAAGGACCAUUGUCAAACACAGUUUUUGUUUCAAAUCUCGACUACAAAGUGACAUGGAGGAAGCUGAAGGAUGUAUUUAAACUUGCUGGAACAGUUCACAGAGCUGAAAUCUUUGAAGACAAAGGUGGCAGAAGUAGAGGGUUUGGAACUGUGACAUUUGAGACACCAGUCGAGGCAGUGCAAGCAAUAUCAAUGUUCAAUGGCCAGUCAUUGUUUGAUCGUACCAUGCGUGUAAAGAUGGAUAACCCUUCUGCUGGGAAACCAGAACCAUUACCUGACGGACUAAAAGGACUUGGACCAUCUCUGACCAAUCUACAGCAAAUGUCUUCCUCUGACAUUGGUAUGGGCAUGGGAUCAACUGGUAUGGGUAUGGGAGGAAUGGGCUCCAUGGAUAGAAUGGGUUCUAUGGGCAUGUCUGGUAUGGGUGGAAUGGGCAAUAUGGGAGGUAUGGGUACUGGUAUGGGAACAGGAAUGUCCGGUAUGGGGACUGUGGGUAUGGGAACUGGUAUGACUGGGGCUAUGACGGGGAUGGGAAACAUGGGUACUAUGGGGACAGGACUUGGUAUGGGCAUGGGGGAUAGCUUUUCAACUGGGAUGACUGGAAUGGGGUCAACCAACAUGGGCACUGGCUCUAUGGGAACAUCUGGACUGAGUGACAGUUUUGGAAUGUCUUCGAUGGGAGCUGGUAUGGGUGGGUCAAGUGGCUUUAGCAGCAUGAUGGAUUCUUCCCGGUCGUCUGGUAUGAGCAACUAUAGCUCGGGAAUGUCACAACGCAUGGACUAUGGUAGAGACUCUGGCAGAAGCAGUUCCAGUAAUAUGCCACAAGGAGAUAUGAAAACAAGGGCGGAUAAAUCUACAGUCAUUGUGAAAAAUCUGCCAUACUCUGUUGACUGGCAAACAUUGAAGUCCAAAUUUCAAAGUGUUGGUGACAUCAGAUUUGCAGAGAUAAGCAAAAAUGACAAAGGAAAAUCGAAUGGCUGGGGAUUGGUUAGUUUCAGACGUGAAGACGAUGCCCAGGUUGCUGUCCAGAGGAUGAACCGUGUAAACCUGGAAGGACGGGACAUUGUUGUGAAGCUUCUCAACUGAUACUAACACUGGUAUAUGUCGUCAUCAUUCAUUUUGUGUUGGAUUUGAUCAUGGUUCAAUACUUGGUGUAUAGUUGGAUAUUUUACUGAAGGAUCAAGUUUGGGGCCGAAAUGUGUGUUUGGUGUAUUCUGUUCUUUACUUGGGGCGUUUUAACCGGAAGUUCCACUCUUGACACAUGAACUUACUUUGAAGAAAUUGAAUCUCGGAUGUACAGGCCUUUACUGAAACUGUUUGAGAUUUAUUUCCUACCAUUGAUGAUAGUGAGUUAAAAAUUGCAUUUUAUUGUGGCCUCAGGUUGUGGUAUCCUGUAUUAUGGUUAACAGAAAUUCGAUUCAAAAUUUGAAAUUAAAAACUUUCUAUUGUAGAGAUGGAUCUAUUGAAAUUGUUGAAAGGUUUUGAUGACAGUUUGUGCCAUUUUGUGAUUGUUACAUCAAGAUCUGUCUGAAAUCAAAAGAUCCAGUUUUGCUGUUCCAUAUUUUAAUCUCUACUAUAAACUGUGCAUAUGUUGGGCUCUUGGAAAGGAACAAGCUCUGUUUUGAAUCAUGCUUCCAUAUAUUUUCAGUGUAAAUUUAUCAUUUUUGCCAUGUUCAUUACAGUUUUGUUUUUAUCAGUGUCUCAUCUUAGAUCAUUCAUUGGGCCUCUUACACAUCCGUUGUGGUGUGUAAUUAAACUGUCAUAUUUUAGUUUCUAAAUAGGCUUUGACUGUGAACACUGUCCUAUGUUUAUGUAAAGAUCUUGAAAAUGGAAAUAAAUGUGUUGCCAUAAACUAAG